CUGUAGUCUGUAGGAGAGGCCCUCUUUUUACCGACCCAUGCAUGUGCCAAUGCUGCCUCUCAUUGGGUAACUACGUAACUUUAUCACCCGUUGGUAAAGAAAAUGAUUUAUAUUGCGUCGUGAGUCCAACGAACGCCUCAUUUUGCUCCUGGAUCAUACACUGUAGACGUUGGAGGAGGUCAUUGGUAAUGAUAUUUAAGCCGUUUCACAAUCCGUUUUCACAGAAAGGAUCGAAAUGAUCGAUUAGCUUAGAGGGAGGUCAGCUUCAAAUCUUUGAAUUGAAACCAAUUCUUGCGCUCCGAAGAACUACGAAUUGUGCAGCAUUUUUCGUUUUUUAGGGUUUGGUUCAUUCUCUUCUUCUUGUUACCGUUCGGGAUCUGGUCGUUUCUCAGUUUUAACCGGCGCUGCGCUUGUUGCGUUGUUCGAAUUGCCUCUGAUUUGAAGAAUUAGCGUUCAUCUGGCGGAUAAAGGGGAGAAACAUGAUUUCAAGGUCUUACACAAAUCUUUUAGAUUUGGCUUCUGGAAAUUUUCCAGCAAUGGAAGUGAAAAGGAAGCGGUUCCCGCGGGUCAUGACUGUUCCGGGUAAUGUAGCUGAGCUUGACGAUGAUCAGGCCUACAGUGUGACAUCUGAAAACCCGUCGUCAAUUUCCUCAGAUCGGAUGAUAAUUGUAGCAAACCAGCUUCCUUUAAGAGCAAAGCGAAGGGAGGAUGAUAAUUCCUGGAGUUUCAGUUGGAAUGAAGAUUCGUUGCUUUUGCAGCUUAAAGAUGGGUUACCAGAAGAUAUGGAGGUUCUUUAUGUCGGUUCUCUGAAAGUCGAUAUCCAACCGGACGAGCAAGAUGAGGUAUCCCAGAUUUUGUUGGAGAAAUUUAGGUGUAUUCCUACAUUUUUGCCUCCUGAUAUUUUGGAAAAUUUUUAUGAUGGUUUCUGCAAGAGGAAUUUGUGGCCUCUUUUUCAUUAUAUGCUGCCAUAUUCUGCUGAUCAGAAGGGUCGAUUUGAUCGCUCGAUGUGGGAAGCAUAUGUAUCAGCAAAUAAGUUAUUUUUCCAGAAAGUUGUAGAAGUCAUCAACCCUGAUGAUGACUAUAUCUGGAUCCAUGAUUACCAUUUGAUGGUAUUGCCUACUUUCUUGAGAAGACGUUUUAACAGAGUUAAAAUGGGGUUUUUCCUUCAUAGUCCAUUUCCUUCAUCUGAGAUCUACCGCACCCUUCCUGUCAGAGAAGAGAUUCUCAAGGCAUUACUUAACUCUGAUAUCAUCGGAUUUCACACUUUCGAUUAUGCUCGCCAUUUCCUUUCUUGUUGCAGCCGAAUGUUGGGUUUGGAAUACCAGUCAAAAAGGGGCUAUCUUGGAUUGGAAUACUACGGUAGGACGAUUGGAAUAAAGAUAAUGCCCGUUGGUAUUCAUAUGAAUCGGAUUGAAUCGGUGAUGAAACUUGCAGACGAGGAUGCUAAGACUAGGGAACUCACGCAGCAAUUUGCAGGGAAGACGGUGGUGCUUGGUGUUGAUGAUAUGGACAUUUUCAAAGGUAUUAACUUGAAAUUGUUAGCCAUGGAACAGAUGCUAAAGCAACAUCCAAAGUGGCAGGGAAAGGCUGUACUGAUCCAAAUUGUAAACCCUGUCAGAGGCAAGGGAAGAGAUUUACAGGAAAUAGAAGAUGAAAUAAAAGAAAGCUGCAGAAGGAUCAAUAAGGAGUAUGGGCAUCCUGGUUAUGAGCCGAUAGUACUUCUCGACCGGCACGUGCCAAUUACUGAAAGGGUUGCUUAUUAUAGCAUUGCUGAGUGCGUAGCAGUCACUGCUGUUAGAGAUGGCAUGAACUUAACUCCUUAUGAGUAUGUUGUCUGUAGGCAGGGAAUAUCCACCUCUCAAAAAUGCUUGAACUUCAGCGGACCAAAAAAGAGCAUGCUCGUCAUAUCCGAAUUUAUCGGGUGUACUCCAUCACUGAGCGGAGCAUUUCGUGUCAACCCAUGGAAUGUUGAAAGUACAUCAGAGGCUUUUAAUGAAGCAAUCUCAAUGGCUGAUUCAGAGAAGCAGCUGCGACAUGAGAAGCAUUAUCGUUAUGUUGCUACACACGACGUGGCUUAUUGGUCUCGUAGUUUCUUGCAAGACAUGGAGAGAACUUGCUCAGAACAUUUCAGGAGACGAUGUUGGGGAAUUGGUUUUAGUUUCGGAUUCAGGGUUGUAGCUCUUGAUCCCAAUUUCAGAAAACUUUCAGUAGAUGCCAUUGUAUCAUCUUACAGUCGGGCCGAUAGUCGGGCCAUUCUUUUGGACUAUGAUGGCACUGUGAUGCCCCAAAACUCCAUAAACAAGUCACCGAGCGAACAGGUUAUCUCUAUCCUUAACACGCUUUGUGCAGAUGCAAAAAAUGUCGUCUUCAUUGUGAGUGGACGAGGAAGGGACAGCUUAAGCAAGUGGUUUCGCCCAUGCAAGAAGCUUGGAAUUGCAGCAGAACAUGGAUAUUUCUUGAGGCAGUCACAAAAUGAGGAGUGGAAGAUCUGCGGCCAAAAUUCUGAUUUCGGAUGGAUGCAGAUAGCCGAACCUGUUAUGAAAUUAUACACCGAGGCUACUGAUGGUUCAUCAAUCGAACGAAAGGAAAGUGCUUUGGUUUGGCAGUAUCGAGAUGCUGAUCCUGGCUUCGGAUCGUCCCAGGCGAAGGAGAUGUUGGAUCAUUUAGAGAGUGUUUUGGCAAACGAACCUGUUGCAGUCAAAAGCGGCCAAUUUAUUGUAGAAGUGAAACCACAGGGGGUUACCAAAGGCCUAGUGGCUGAAAAAAUCUUCUCAUCAAUGGCGGAGGAUGGGAAUCACGCCGACUUCGUGUUGUGUAUUGGCGACGACAGAUCGGACGAGGACAUGUUUGAAAUAAUUGGCAACGCGUUGUCCAGUAAUAAUAUUCUUUCUCCAACGGCGUCAGUUUUUGCCUGCACUGUUGGGCAAAAGCCAAGCAAAGCCAAAUAUUACUUGGACGACACAGCUGAAGUAAUAAGCAUGCUUGAAUACCUGGCCGAAGCUUCUAGCCCAUUGCCAUCCUCUGAAGAUGAAGAAGAAGGUCAAAACGCUUCUUGAAAGUUUGAAACCAAACCCCAUAUCCAUGUCGCUGUUUUGGGACAUGAAGAUCGAAGAUCAAGUGGGAAAUUUUGUACAAGAAGAAGCUGGGUGGUGAUGAUGAAUUGGAUACUUUAUUUACUUUCUAUAGUCCCAUUUUCCUUUCAGCUUUUCAUGUUAGUUUUUAACUAAAAAGAAGAAAUCAUUGACCCUGGUUUCAAACCGACGAGCUUUUUCAAGACGGUGGAAGAGUUCUGUUAAAAGAAGUCGAUCAGCGUGGCUUUGAACUGCGAACUACUGAACGGGAAGAACUCGUCGGAUUGGAAUGCUCUGUUGACUGUACUGACUUUGGAAAUAUAAUGUGGAUAGUUAAGAUGCGAGAAUAAGUAGCUAAUUUAGCUGCGUCGUUGUGUUAGGAUAGGCUAAUGAGGCCGAGCUCGCUCGGCUUAUUCGAGAGGGUUUCUAAUAUGAAGAAUAUAAUUUCAUUUUGUACAUGUAUUUCUUUUCUUCCU
Molecule: messenger RNA, 3547 nt
Organism: Cucurbita pepo subsp. pepo (vegetable marrow)
Lineage: Eukaryota; Viridiplantae; Streptophyta; Magnoliopsida; Cucurbitales; Cucurbitaceae
Product: putative alpha,alpha-trehalose-phosphate synthase [UDP-forming] 7
Biological process (GO): trehalose biosynthetic process
Cellular component (GO): cytosol
Molecular function (GO): trehalose-phosphatase activity
Source: RefSeq, a predicted model, not a curated record